UCAACUUCUUCUGACACCUUCAACAGUACCAUGUCCUCACUGACAUCACCACAACUUUAAGUUUACUAAACCGGUUCCAUGUGACGAAUCUCAACAAACAAACAAAUAAACAAGUUUACUAAACAUUCAACUUUUAAGAUUUCUUGCGUAGUUUCUAACACAAUAGCACAAUGUUGGAGGAACAACUGCUCGUGUUGCAAAUUUUGAAGGAGAAGUACCCGUUGGAGGAGGGUGACCUGGAGGGCGCAAGUGCCAGGAUCAAGGAACUGGAGGCUCGAGUCGCGGAGUUGGAGGCGGAAUUGGAAAUGACCAAGGCUAAGGUCCAGAAGGCGGAACUAGACCAGAAGUCGUUUUAUCUGGUGGAAGCAGUCAAAAAAGCGGAACCCCAGAAGAUGAGCAAGGUUGACAGCGACGCAGAGACCACAGCCUCCGAAGAUGAAGCUGAGAAACAGGAGGCGAAAAAAACCGCGACCACAGAACCCGUCGAAAUCGUUGAGCCGCUGCCGUCGAAUUUGACGAAGGGCGAGGGGAAAGGUAAAGGCAAGGGAAAAAAAGGUUGUUCAGGCCCAGCACCGCCCGCGCCACCGGCUCUCGAGUGCGUUUCCACGGAGAAGUGUAAAGAACAAGUUGACCACGGCAAGGGUUGCGCUCCCAUUAUUCCAGUGAAGGGCAAGGGUAAGGGACCCAGCAUCGGCAUCAAGGGGGGAGCUGCGCCGCCUGCCAAGGGAGGGAGCAAGGGCAAAGGAAAAGGAAAAGGUUUUGCCCGGCCCCCCGGAGCGCCGGACGUUGCUGCAGAACUGUGCCCGGAAGAUAUGGAAAGUCCGGCGUUGCACUGGUCCAUGCUUUCGGUAGAGGUUUACAAGAAAUCCCUUUUCUUGAAGGCAGAAGCGCACUUGACGACCACGAGCAGGUUUAACGAUCGCAGCGGCCUCAUCCAGAAGUUCUUCCGGCCAAAGAAGACAAGCGAACAAGCUGCAAUCGUCCCGCGCAAGAGACCGGUACAGGAGGAAGUGCCGAAGCUCCUGGAGGACAGGGAGAAAGUGCGCUGCGUCGAGAUCCUGUUGCAAUCUCAGUCCGCUGAAGCCAGAGUGUCUGCCGCGAGCCUGGAUAAGCUCAUGACCUCCAGCACUACCCCGAGACCCGAAGACUUGGACCUCCUCCACCGGGUGUCGAUGUUUGCCCCGACGGUCGACGAGCAGAGGCAAUUGGACAAGUACGACUUGCUACCAGAAGAGAUGCAGGGCAAGGUCGGGCGAGCUGAGAGAUUCCUCGUGAGCCUUGGCAAGGUGGAAAAAUUUGCGCAGCGAGCCAAGGCCACAGUUUUGCUCGUGGAGGUGCCGGACACGGCGGAGCGCCUUCGUCAGCGUCUGUUAGCGGCGGAAAGAGCCGCUCACUGUCUGCUCAGUUCUGAUGCCCUCGUAGCCGGCUUUACCUUGCUGGUGAAGCUGGGCAAUCUAGUGAACGCCGGGACGAGCAAGGGGCGGUGCUUUGGGUUUAACCUCGAAUCUCUGCAAAUGCUGUGCAACAGGGCGUCGGUGACGGACAAGAAGUACUCGCUCCUCAAUGCUUGGUGUGAAGAGCUCUCCGCCGAAAACGACACGACGCUGUCGGAUAUCGAGGAGGUCCUGGCCGGCUGCAAAUGCCUCGGGAAGGUGGUCAAGAAUCUACCGGAGUUCGAGAAGGAAGUAUUGCAACUGAAGGAGGAUGCUGAUUUCUUGCGCAAAUCAGAACUCGUCACGGUCCCGAACGAACAGAGCGAUGCAGUUGCAGCGGUUGCUGGGAAGUUGCGGGAACUGCAAAACACGGUCCUCACACUGCCGACCUACUUCGCGGCAACGCAGAAGCUAACUGACGUUGGCGAACUGUUGUCGUUCCUAGACGAGUUCGGAAUGCUGAUCGGAAAAGCGAGGCUCGAGAAUAUGACUAAGAGAAAUGCAGAAGAAAAAGCACGGAAGCGCGCGUCACUUAUGAAGAAGAAAAACGACGCAAGCAAGGUAGCGUUUCAAGGUCAAAGCGAGCCCUUUUAAAAAAAUCCUCUCGAGCGAGUGUCACUCUCAGAGAGUGUACUAUCUACAUUACCUCACUUUUAUCUCUCUUGGAAUUUUUGCAGGAAAUAAACUCACAGGUCUACAUCUUUCUACUACAAGCUAAAUAAACAGUUUUGAAAAGGAGUUUCAAGCAGUCUUCAUUCUUCAAUUUUGAUUUUCGUUUUUACAAGACUAUGCACAGGCUUUCCAUCUGCUGUCUGCAGUGCACGAAGUAAGUAGCAAACCGCUCUUCUCAUGAUAUUGGUUGCGUUUUCCUUUUCUAUGGACAUCUAAAACCCGGUCUUCCAUUACCAACCCGCUGAGGGUCGAGUCAUCCAUGUUGGCCUAUAAUUCAUUGUCGUAUUUUACAAUUCCAUUUGAAAACGUUGUACUUGUACUGUUUACCGAGAACGAAGCACAUGUCUUUCAUGAUGAACGCGAAACUGCCUCAUCUUUGUCAGCGCGCUUACGACGGGAC
Molecule: messenger RNA, 2505 nt
Organism: Amoebophrya sp. A120
Lineage: Eukaryota; Dinophyceae; Syndiniales; Amoebophryaceae
Source: the annotation of a GenBank genome assembly